This is a messenger RNA of Phyllostomus discolor (pale spear-nosed bat), 3023 nucleotides long. It is a transcript of the gene ZSWIM1, whose product is annotated as zinc finger SWIM-type containing 1. The coding region runs from base 1351 to 2721 and encodes 456 amino acids. The record is from RefSeq and is a predicted model, not a curated record. Gene Ontology annotation, molecular function: zinc ion binding. The transcript is spliced from 2 exons. NCBI's taxonomy places the organism in Eukaryota, Metazoa, Chordata, Mammalia, Chiroptera, Phyllostomidae.
UUUUCGGCCGCUGAGGGAGUUUCCAUAGUAACACGCCCUUCCAGUCUUCUACGCCGAGGGGAGGUUCCAGAGUUCCAGGCUCAGGGCUCAGCUUCUCCUGGAUGCCAGUGUUCUGAGGCUCUCAUUGGUUACCGCCAACCGAGCCCCUCGUAACCCUGGUAACAGCACCGCCCAUGAAUUGUCAGGCUAUGAUUGGUCCAAGACCGAAAAACCUAACGUGAGCUCUUCGGCCCAUUGGUCUGAGUCACGGGAAACCGGUGCCAGGGUUGGUGAGCCUCGAGAGCCGUCAGAGCCAGAGACUGGGUGAAAUAGGGAGAAAUGGCGACAGAGCCGGGCUGUGGGUGAGUGAUUUCGGAAGGGGUGGGGAGGUAUGGCAGGUGGCGACUGCUGUCAGCCCUGACACAACUCCCAGGGAGGUGGGAGGUUGACUUCUGGCUCCAGCCGCACCCACUCAUCAGCAUCCUCCGGUUCGGGCUAGAGGUGAGAGGUCAGAGGCCCCUUCCUUUCUCUGUCCCUGGUUUUCCGACCUCAGGUACUUUGGAAAGCAUUCAAGAUCUCAAGCUGAAGACUCGUGUCCAGCUAUUUACAGAAUAAUGUUGGCCAAGUCACAACCUCCUCGAGCCUCAGUUUCCCAUCUGUGAAAUGGGGACAAUGACCUGCUCUGGGGCCAAGUAGAGGAAGCAUUUGACUAGAACUUCGUGGUUCAUAGCGGGACUUGCACAGAGGCUGGAGCGGCUAUGCACGUUUUUAAGCCCCGUUCUGUGGCUGAAGAGAUGGAGGCUCGGAGAGGGUCGUUGACUUGCCCAAGAGCACACAGCAAGUUUGGGGCAAUCGAGUUCGCUUGUAUACACCAGGACCACAUGAAAGAAUGGAUGCCAGGAAGUAAAUUGUAAAUACAAAGUACUGUAUGGAUAUUUAAAACACUGUGUUUUUAAAAUGACUAUAUGCAGCACCAAGCUUCCCACCUACUUAGAUCUUCUGGAACCGAAUGAUUCCAUGGCUGGUUCGUCGGUUAGGUCUCAGCUCCAACGUCAUCCACCUUUCCCACAGAGAGCGCUUCCCUGACCACCUUAGCCGAAGCUCCCCUCCCUCCCCAGUUUACUCUGUUACCCAGUCUCGUGGUCUUUGUAACCUUCAUUAUUCAACAUGUCAUUUGUUUACAUGUUUAUGGUGUAUCUCCCCGAGAGGAGUGCUGAUACAUAGCCCCUCUUUGGUGGAACAAGAUCUGGAGAAUACAGUCCAGCCUCAAGCCUUAACUCAGCUGGCGCUUGAGAGACUGAGAGCCUCCUGUCCAGCAGCCUGGCAGAGAAGUGUUUUGACCUUGGCAUCUAGACCUCUCCCUUCUCCCCCAUGGCCCUGACGAUGCUGAACGAGCUCCUCGCGGAGGACCCAAGCCCACCUGUGCUUCUGUACCAGGUUAGCAAGACUGCCAAGUUAGAUACCCUUAACUAUCAGAGCCGCUUUAUGCAGAGUGUCUUUGCCCAUUUCCCUGAGAUCUUAUUUAUCCACCGGACCUAUAACCCGAUGGGCAAGGUGUUAUAUACCUUCCUGGUGGAUGGUCCUCGGGUGCAGCUGGAGGCCCCCCUUGCCCGGGCGGUCUACUUUGCCAUUCCUGCCAAGGAGGAUGCUGAAGGCCUGGCCCAGAUGUUCCAGGUGUUCAAGAAGUGUAACCCAGCCUGGGAGAGAAUCUGUACUAUCCUAGCGGAUCCCUGCUUCCUGCCUAUGCCCACCCUAGCCAUGGAGUUCCCCGCAGCGGAGGUCCUGCCGUCGGCCUUCCACAUCUGCAAGUUCCUCCAGGGGAAGUUCUAUCAGCUUUCCCUGGAGCAGCCCGUGGAGCAGGUGCUCCUGACCUCCCUGCGGAGCACAAUGUGCUCGGCCACCGCCAGCAACCUGAGGAAGCUGUACGCGCUCCUGAUCAACUACAUCCCCCCGGACCAGCUGCCCAAGCUCCACUCGUACUGGCUGCUCAAUGACCGCAUCUGGCUGGCCCACCGCUGGAGGAGCCGAGCUGAGAGCAGCCGCUACUUCCAGGGCCUGGAGGUCACCACCCGCAUCCUCAGCCAGUUCUUCGGGACCACCCCGUCUGUGGAACAGGGCAUGACCUCCCUGCUCCGGUACAUGCAGCAGAAUUCCGGAGACGAGGCAGGCUUCAGCCUGGGCCUGAGUCCCCAGGACAGUUGUUCCGCCUCAGACAUCAGCCCCCAGAUCCCCAAAGUGGAGCAGCUGGUGGAAGCCUGCAUCCAGCACUCGCUCAGUACCAUCUGCACGGCGCCAGCGGCCCAGCUGUGCCUGGGUGAGCUUGCCGUGGUCCAGAAGUCUGUGCACCUCAUUGGCUCUGGCUCAGAAAAGGUGAACAUACAGAUCCUGGAAGACACCCACAGGGUGCAGCCCCAGCCCCCUGCCAGCUGCAGCUGCUACUUCAACCAGGCCUUCCGCCUGCCCUGCCGCCACAUCCUAGCCAUGCUCAGCGCCCGCUGCCAGGUGCUCCAGCCCAACAUGCUGCCGCCUCAGUGGACGGCCGGCCGUGCCGCCAAGCUAAAUGACAUCCUGGGCAGCAAGUGGAGUGAGACCCUGGAUAAGCACUUGGCCGUGGCUCUCCUCACUGAGGAGGUGGGCCAGCUCCUGCAGCACUGCAGCCAGGAGGAGUUCCAACGGCGGUACAGCACCCUUCGGGAGCUGGCCGACAGCUGGAUCGGCCCUUACGAGCAGGUCCAGCUGUGAUUACCCUCAGGGCCGAGAGAUGCUCAUACACAGGUACACGCACCCUCCCCUACACACACACACACACACACACACACACACACACACACUUACACUUCCAAGACCCUUCCUCCAGGAAAGGACAAGCAUCUUCUAGUCUGCCACAGCCUGGUACCUACCAUAUGUCUAGCUCCCUAAUCCAGGAGUCAGCAAACUUCUUCUGUAAAGGACCUGACAGUAAAUUAUUUUAGGCUUUGCUAGUCAUAUGCAGGAUGUUAUAUAUUCUUGGUUUUGGGUUUUGUUUUUUUUUUUACAGUCUUUCC